UUAUGACGUAAUUGAUGAACGAACGACUAGGAAAGCAUGGCGAUUGCCUUACAGUUAGUGCAACUGGAUCACCGUUACUGUACGACUGAUUUUAUGUCGCAGAAACAGUUUGGAUUGCUAAUUACAACUUUACAGUAUCAGAAGUGGAUCUCACAAUAGUUUAAUAUCUCCAAAGCAAAUAGUUAUGAGUUACGGCAGGCGAAACAUGCUGCCAAAGUCAACUAGCACCUUGUCUAAUACAUCUACAGGAGCUAGCACUGACAAUGAAAGUGCGUUUGGGAAUGACUUAGAUGAGGAAAAGGAUAAGUUUAAAAGAAAAACUCGUAACUUAAGUGAGAAGAAGAGAAGAGAUCAGUUCAACAUGCUGAUCAACGAGCUGUGUUCGAUGGUUUCGACCAACAACAGGAAAAUGGACAAAUCGACAGUCUUAAAAUCAACAAUAGCUUUCCUCAGAAAUUAUCAAGAGCUUGCUAUGCAGUCUCAGGCUCAUGAAAUUAAAGAAGAUUGGAAACCGUCCUUCUUAUCAAAUGAUGAAUUCACUCAGCUGAUGUUAGAGGCCUUAGACAGCUUUUUACUUGUUUUUACACAACAAGGAAAUAUUCUUUAUGCCUCUGAGAGCAUAACAUCACUUGUUGGCCAUUUACCGACUGAUUUGGUUAAUCGCUCUUUGUACGAUUUUGUCCAUGUUACUGAGAGAACCAGCCUAAACAAUCUGUUAUUAUCAUAUCAACAAAUAUCUGCCAGUAGUAUACAGGAUUUUGAGAAAGAUGAGAACCAAGUGUCCUUCAUGUGUCAUUUACAAAGAGGCACUGCCAUACCAGCGGCUGUCGUUGUCUACGAAUAUGUGAAGGUUACUGGCAAUUUUAGAAAAUGGACAGAUUGUGCCCCGACAUUUAACGAUGACGGCACGCGGAAAUUUUCCAAAGACUUCAACCAGUCAGUGGCUGAAACUGCCUGCUUUUGUUGUACAGUCCAGCUUCAGCCUUGUCAACUCAUCAGAGAAAUGUCCAAUAUUGAUGAAACAAAGGCAGAAUUCACUUCCAGACACAGCUUUGAGUGGAAAUUUUUAUUCCUCGAUCACAGAGCACCACCCAUUAUUGGUUAUCUGCCCUUUGAAGUACUUGGUACGUCAGGCUAUGAUUAUUAUCAUCCAGAUGAUUUAGAAAAACUUUCAAAAUGCCAUGAGCAGUUAAUGCAUGCAGGUGAAGGUACAUCAUGUUUCUACCGGUUUUUAACCAAAGGACAACAGUGGAUUUGGUUAAGAACUCGUUAUUAUAUCACAUAUCACCAGUGGAACUCUAAACCAGAAUUUAUUGUGUGUACUCAUAAAGUUGUCAGUUAUGCUGAUGUUCGACAUCAGAUGAGGAAAGAGCUUGGUUUCAGUGAAGAACAAAUAGGACCAGUUGCUAUAGAAUCAGCACCCUCAGAACAGUCUUGCCCAAGUUCUUCAGUUCGUAAAUUGUCACCUACUUGUGUUGACUGGACGGCACUAACUUCUGGAGUACAAAGUUCUUCAAUAUCACCUGGACAAUUAAGAAUAUCAAGUGAUGGAGCAGACACAACAGAGAAACCUCAUUCUACUCUUGAUGAAUUAGCUGUGCCAAGUGUGCUGUCCCAUCAACAGGUGCAUACACAGCCUCCUCCUCCUCAGCAGCAGCAGCAGCAGCAACAGCAGCAGCAGCAACAACAGCAGCAGCAGCAACAACAGCAGCAGCAGCAGCAACAACAACAGCAGUUAUCAGUCCAACAACAGCAACAGGUACAGACACAACAACAGCCACUGCAGCAAGUUCAAGCAGUUCAACAACAGCAGCAGCAACAACAACAACCACAACAGGUGCAAGUGGUACAAGCACAGCAGCAGCAGCAGCAGCAACAACAACAACAGCAGCAGCAACAACAACAAGUGGUACAAACUCAACCUUCACCUAAUACACAAUACCAGACAACAUCACAAGCACAGCUUUCACAACAGCAACAGCAAGCACAACAACAACAACAACAAAAACAACAACAAGCACAGCAACAGCAACAACAAGCACAGCAGCAGCAACAACAACAACAACAACAGCAAGCACAACAAACAAAACAGGCUCAAGGAGAGCAACAACUCCCUGCAAAACAGGUCCAACAACCACAAUCACAGCAACAACAAGCACAGCAACAACAACAACAACAACAAGCACAAUCACAACAACAACAACAAGCACAGUCACAACAACAACAACAGUCACAACAGCAACAACAACAACAACAACCAUUAGCAACAGUUCCACUUGCCACCUCUCAGAGUCAUCAAAUACAGCAAACAGAUUUAAGUCGUCAGCAAGGUUUGGCUGUUCCAGGAAUGGUUAUGAUGAUGGGUCCCUCUUCUAUUCCGACAACUGACUUGGAAACUGUACAGGUCAAUUCCGACUUAGUAAGGAUUUACACUUCAGAUCAAUUAUCUACUGUGCUUACCCAAGGACAACCUACAUUAGCUGUAUCAGGGAUACCUCUUUCUCAACUUACCCAAAGUCCUGCUAAUUUGUUCCCCCAGUUGUUUUUAACUCCAGCUCAAAAACAAUUACAUAAACAACUCAAAUUCAAAUCUCAGCAACUGCAACAAACAAUUCUCAGACAACAAGAAGAGCUGAGACAAAUCACCGAGGAACUUACUCUAGCACAACAGUUCAUGCCAAUUACUGAUGCUGCAACUCCAGGAACACAGAUGUUGAUGAUGAAUCCCACAUUUACUUCACAGACAACAGAUGUUCACAACACACCUUCCACUUCCCAGUUUAAUAUUUUGCAACACCCUGUCACCAUCCAGCAACCAGUACAGCAGCAAUUUUUGCCUUUCCAAAUACUUCCCACUACCUCUGGACAAAUUCUACGUCAGUCACCUAGUUCCAGUACACCUAAUGUACAUCAGCAACCACAGCAGUGAUACACAGAAAAUAAUAGUGCUGGGAAUUAUAUAUAUAUAUAUAUAUAUAUAUAUAUAUUUAUAUACACACACACAUAUACACAUUCUUAGACACUCGUGCAUACAC
This is a messenger RNA of Octopus sinensis (East Asian common octopus), 3035 nucleotides long. Its product is annotated as circadian locomoter output cycles protein kaput. Gene Ontology annotation, biological process: regulation of transcription by RNA polymerase II; circadian regulation of gene expression. NCBI's taxonomy places the organism in Eukaryota, Metazoa, Mollusca, Cephalopoda, Octopoda, Octopodidae. The coding region runs from base 185 to 2929 and encodes 914 amino acids. The record is from RefSeq and is a predicted model, not a curated record. Gene Ontology annotation, cellular component: nucleus; CLOCK-BMAL transcription complex; cytoplasm. Gene Ontology annotation, molecular function: RNA polymerase II cis-regulatory region sequence-specific DNA binding; protein dimerization activity; DNA-binding transcription factor activity, RNA polymerase II-specific. The transcript has 15 exons.